AUGGCCGCCGAUGACGCGGCGCGGAGCAGCAGACGGAUGGAUCUGAACCUCUACCUCGGCCUCCCCCGCGCCCCGCGCGCCCGCCGCCCCGAUCUCGGCUCCGACCUCGCGCUUGGCACCCCGAUGCUGUCUUCAUCGUCUCCCUCGUCCUCGGCUGCCUCCGCGGACGCGCCGCCGCUGGAGACGGAUCCGCUCCACCCGCCCUACUCGCCGUCCCGCGCCGACCUGGUGCGCCCGCCGACCCCGGCGCACGAGCCCUACAACCCGUUCGCGCCCGAGGCGCACCCGCCCUACGUGCCUCUACCACCACUGCCGGUUCCAGGGGCUUUACCUGUGCUCGCUGAUGAGCUUGAGUUCGGUUUUUCCGACGCGCACCUCAGUCUGGUCGAGCGUUUGGACCGGCCGUCGUCGUCGACCGCAUCCUCUCCCUUCCGCCCGGAUCGUGCUGAGCGCUACCGCCGCUUGAUGUCCUUGGGCGGGUCUCGCUACUUCCGGCCAAGAAGGUUCCGGUCCGACCUUCCACCUCUCAGCUCAGAGGCCCCUAGCCUGGAGAAUGAUGCUGCAGCGCAACCACUUGAACCGGAAGAGCCUGUCCAUGAUACCGUGGAGGAGAACAAGGUGGUUGCCGAUGGUACUGUUGUGGGUGUCUCAGAGGACGAUGGAACAGAGCAUGGUAAGAGUGCUGCAAUGUUCGAGUGUAAUAUCUGUUUUGAAAUGGCUGAUGAACCAGUGGUUACCUCCUGCGGCCAUCUCUUCUGCUGGCCUUGUUUAUAUCAGUGGUUGCAUGUCCACUCCAGCCAUAAGGAGUGCCCUGUCUGCAAAGGAGAGGUUACUGAAGGGAACAUCACUCCUAUCUAUGGGAGAGGGAAUUCAGGUUCAGAUACUGAGAAGAAGGUUGCAGAGGAUGGCAACGCAUCUGGCCCCAAGAUUCCACCAAGGCCACAUGGGAAUCGGCUAGAGAGUUUCCGGCAGCAGUUCCACCAUUUGCGGCCCAUAUCUAGAAGGCUUGGGGAGGCGCAUGGUUUUUUGUCUACGUGGAGGCGCAUUCUUGAUCAGCAUUUGGCGAAUAGCAUGAGUAGACUUGAAGGGGCUCCUGAACCAUCUGUCUCGGAAACUGCUCAGCAUGCAAGCCGUUUGGGCCGAAUGACUACUAGGUUGAGAGCGAGGAGGUUGCAAAGGGAAGCGGAAAACACUACAUCCGUUGUUUCAUCUGCACCAGAUAGUGGGCAGCCUGGAAACAGUACAUCCGAUCUGGCAAGGCGCUCUUCAAGUCCGCUUCACUCAGAAGGGAUGGAUUUAUUGCGACACAUUGCCUUCGCUGGUCUUGAAGACACAGAAAGGUUUGCGACUGCUGUCAGUGAACUAAGGCGAAUUGCUAGGCCAAGCCCCUAUGGGGCAUCAACUUCAUCAAACCCACCAAAUCCUGAGCCUGUUGAUGGAACUCAUAUUGCCACAGCACUGGCUGCAGAUCAAGCUUCUAAUUCGAGCACCAUGGCAGUGAUUCAGGAAGAUGCGGCUUUUACUGAAAGUGCUGGAGAACCUAGUAAUGCAGGGUCUUCAAGAUCCCUGAGAAGAAGAAGAGGAAGUGAUGCCUUAGGUUCUUUGGAUGUGGAUGGUGGAGACCUACAUCAGAAUAAGAGAAGGCGGCUGAACUAA
Messenger RNA from Miscanthus lutarioriparius, 1656 nucleotides. The record is from the annotation of a GenBank genome assembly. Lineage: Eukaryota; Viridiplantae; Streptophyta; Magnoliopsida; Poales; Poaceae.